AUGACACCACCAAUGGCUGCAGCUCGAAUUCAGCGGUGGGCCUUAAUUUUGUCUGCGUAUGACUACUCCAUUCAGUACAAAGAAGGAAUUCAGAAUGCAAAUGCUGAUGCCCUCAGUAGAUUACCAUUGCCAGACACCCCAGGUUCAACACCAGUUCCUCAAGAAACAAUCUUACUCAUGGAACUAUUGGAGACUACUCCAAUAAGAGCAGAGCAAGUGAAGAACUGGACAAAGAGAACUCCUAUACUUGCUAGAGUUUUGAAUUUAUUAAACAAGGUUGGACUAGCAAGUGUCCAGAUGGGGAGUUUCAAGCAUACUUUCAACGACGAGACGAGCUGA
Paramuricea clavata is the source of this 339-nucleotide messenger RNA. NCBI's taxonomy places the organism in Eukaryota, Metazoa, Cnidaria, Anthozoa, Malacalcyonacea, Plexauridae. The record is from the annotation of a GenBank genome assembly.